Molecule: messenger RNA, 2321 nt
Organism: Schistosoma rodhaini
Lineage: Eukaryota; Metazoa; Platyhelminthes; Trematoda; Strigeidida; Schistosomatidae
Source: the annotation of a GenBank genome assembly
AAAAAUUUAAAAAAUUCAUCAUUAAGUAGUGUUCUAUUAAGAGCAUCACUGGUUUCUAUAUUUUUUACCUAUUCACAAUAAAGUCCUAAUAAAUUUAUUAAAUGUUACUGUUAUGUCCUUAUACUCUGAGAAUAUAUCACGUGGCUUAUCGACAAUUACAAUACUAACUUAUUGACCAGACUAAUGACUCAUAAACUAUUACGAACAGUCUAGAGUCACUCUGAGUUCUUAUUGGACCUCCGAGAUAGGAGUAUCUUCUCUCCUAACCCAGUCGGUUCAGUCCAGAACACCAAUAUCAGCCUCCGUUAUGUGAAUCAUGUAUUUCAGACAUAUUUGGUUUGUAUACAAACAAACCAGACCACACCAUACCAUAAAACAGAAAAUAACAAUUAUAUAGGAUCAGGUCAAAAGUGGCUGUGACUGAGAUACUGUUACAAACGACUGCGAAUAACUUAAGAAUAGUAAAUCGUAUAAUAGUAAUUAAUAGGUUAAAUAAAAGCUUAUAAUAAGAGGAAUAUAAAUAUAUAUAAUCUAGUUAAUCAAUAGUUAUACAAUGAGAAUAUGUGUAGAAUAUUAGUCCAUAAACAGUUCCCAGAAGUUACUCAUAAUUUAAUCUUCGCUAGGAUGUAACAGUUACAAAGAGGAAUUAUUUCCAAUAUCUGUUUUAGAAUGAAAACAAUAAACAUUUUCGUAAACCUUACUGAAUCUAUUGUAUUUUUUAUGUGCAGUGAUAUUUUACCAUUGUUUGAGAGAACUUAACUUUAAAGUUAAAAAGGAUCUAAUUUUUGAUAGUUGUUUGAUAAAGUUAUAAAAAGUCUAGCUAUAGUCAUUGAUAUACAUGAAAGUCACAUCAUUUAUCAUCAAAUGAAAAGGCGCCAUUUACACAGUACUGUCUCGGUCAAGUGUACCGAAAAAUAAUGAUCAUCUAUUUACUUAGUAUUUUGAAUUUCUAGCUCUGUAAUAAUUAGUUUAUGAAAUGUGCUAAUCUUAAGACUUUCUGAAAGCAUACUGAUUACUAGGUCUGAACGCAUAUCUAAAUCUUCAUAGAGCAUUUUACAUAGUCCUGUCAUAACUGUUCAUUUUAAUAUCUUAUAGCCUUAGAGAAAAACAAUAUGAGAAAAGUAUCUAUUAUUAAAUUUAACUGUAGGAUCUUGCAUAUAUAUUUUAUUUUACUUGCGAAUCACCAAAUGUACUUAAAAUUGAUUGAUCACUAAGUAGUGAAUGAUUUAAUGCAUACCAAGUUUUUCUUAAAUCUAAUUGAAUUAUACCGAUCAAGUCGCAAUGUGAUCAUUAGUCUAAGUUACUCAAUAUCACAUACACUAUAAUGGGAUGUAAAGUGUUUAUAUCUAUAGAAUUCGAUCAGGACUAAGGGCUUGUUACACAUGACAUUGGUCGAUACCCAGUGGUCACUCAAUUAUGAAUAUAUUUCAGCCCUACAGAAGAUUACAUGUACCCCAAAAAGAUCAAUGUAAAUGUCUCUGAAUGGAGUUGAGUGACACGGGCCAUCAAUUCUUUCAAGAUUACUGGUACAUCUUUUUGCAUAUAAAUAUCUAGACUGAAUUUGAAAGAAUGUCUGCUGAAAAAUUAUCCAGAAUUGAUUCAAUUGAUGAUACUGAUAAAACUCGUAAAGGAUCACAUGAUACAUCACAAACAGAUAGUCGACGUCCAUCAAUUAUUCCUCAGUCAAGACGACAAAGUCGUUUUAGUUUUGCAUCACGUAAAUCACUGUUUGGUGGACAUGGUUCACUUAUUGGAAUGUUACGUGGUGGAGUUAAUAAAAAUAUAAAAUAUGAGAAUACAUAUAGAAUACAACCGAAACCUAAUGAAAGAAUUAAACAGAAACAAUUACGAAAUUUAAUUCAAACGACAUUGGAUCAUACAUUGAAAGAUGUUAACUACGAACCAUUACAAGCACGUGUUUUAUCAAUGAAUUUAGCAAAUAUGUUAAGAAAAAAUGUACGUGAAUUAAACACGCCAUCAAGGUAUAAAUUUGUCGUACAAGUUCAUAUUGGUUCACCGGAACAUAAUAGUAUAUUUAUUGGUAGUCAGUCUGUAUGGAAUAUUGAAAUGGGUGAUACUUAUGCAUCAGCCAUAUUUUCAAAUUCAAAGAUAUUUGCUGUUGGCAUUAUACAUGCUGUAUAUUUUGAAUAAUGAUUGUUGUCAUGAGAGAUAGAGAAAAGAAAUAUAUCGAGUGAUUAUUAAAUAAUAUUUACCAUUUUUGUUUUAAUAUAUGAAUAUCUUUGUUUUAAGCAAUUACUACCACUAUAUAUAUAUAUGUCUGCUUAUUUCUAAUAAAUGGAGAAUAUGAUAUUGUCUGUGUG